AUGGCUGAAGAAAUCAGCGACCGCAAUGGAAAUCCUUUCGAUGUAAAUCCGAGGUUUUUAUCGAUGGAAGAACAAGGCUGGCAAUAUUUGACCAAAGCCGGAGGGUUCUUCACAUUUGUCAACCUUGUUUUAUAUGUUGCCAUCUACAGGUAAACAGCAUAAAAAAUUAUACGUAAGCCCUUCCUUGUAGAUACAGUACCCACCCCAGCCCCGGCUUUGCUUGUAUUCAGCUAAGCAUGCCCUUAUUUAUCUGGGAGUUGUUGAUUAUCAUCGCUUUUUGUCCUACGGAGAUCCUCGAGUACUAUCUUGGUGAAAUUAUCAUCGAUUUGGAUGGAAAUGCAAGUCUUUCUGACGACGACUAUUUAGAUUUAGCUAAUGGACCAGGAUCUCCAUCUACAGCGUUUCCUCGCCCUUCGCCAAGCCCAACCCGUCCAUUCUUGCGGAGAUAUCAUCCGUGGGACUCGCCGAAUCUUCAUGGCCAACACCGACAGCGACUCCGAAUUCAUCACAGCUUCUAUGAGAUCAGUUGCAGAAUAA
Molecule: messenger RNA, 537 nt
Organism: Bursaphelenchus xylophilus (pine wood nematode)
Lineage: Eukaryota; Metazoa; Nematoda; Chromadorea; Rhabditida; Aphelenchoididae
Source: the annotation of a GenBank genome assembly